Molecule: messenger RNA, 2513 nt
Organism: Polistes dominula (European paper wasp)
Lineage: Eukaryota; Metazoa; Arthropoda; Insecta; Hymenoptera; Vespidae
Gene: Dad
Product: Daughters against dpp
Biological process (GO): anatomical structure morphogenesis; cell differentiation; regulation of transcription by RNA polymerase II
Cellular component (GO): heteromeric SMAD protein complex
Molecular function (GO): I-SMAD binding; transcription regulator inhibitor activity
Source: RefSeq, a predicted model, not a curated record
UGCGCGUACCGCAAAUCCUGUUUCAUGUUCAUGUUCUGGAGCAAACGGACGGUGCUCACUAGACGUCUCCUAAAGGCGAAGGUCCGUGGGGAGCAUGAAACCGAGUGUAAAGCUCAAGAGGAUUCGUCACGUAUUCAUCGCACAAUCGACACGACCGGCGCCGGAAACGACACGAGCGGCAACGUGACGACCACGGUACCGUCGUCGUCGGGUCAAACGAGCACCACCAUCACCACCAGAGGAGGAGGAGGAGGAGGAGUUUCGUCGUCGUCGUCUUCGUCGUCGUCGUCGUCGUUCGCUGGAAAAGGACAAAGAGGAGCAAGAGGAGGAGGGGGAGCAGGAGGAUCAGGAGGAUCAGGAGCUGCUCGAACGAGCAGCAGCAGCACGUCGAGUAGAUUGCAUCAAGGUUGCUGCGGUGGGGAUCAAAGUUACGACGAUGACGAGUAUCCAAGUCGAUUGUUGAGGUGCAAGGAGCUUCUAAAAACGCUUAAGGAGAAUCAAUUGGAGAUGUUAUUGACCGCGGUCGAAAGUUGCGGUGCUGAUCUCAGCUCGUGCAUCUUAGUGCCGAGACAGCAAAGACCUUUUCGUAGUAGCAGCGAUUCCGACAGCGAGAUCGACGAUCAACAACAACAACAACACCGUCAAUCGGAUAAUCAACAAUUGGAUCAGCAAUACCACAGAUCACUACCACCAUCACCCCACCAUAGGCACCAACAUCAUUUGCAUCAUUUGCAUCAUCAUCAUCAUCAUCAUCAUCACAAUCAUCAUAAUAAUAAUAACAAUAAUAAUAAUAAUAACAAUAACAAUUUGCGAUAUCACCGAAGACGUCGUCGUUCUCCUGAAAACGGUGAUCAUUACCAGGUGCAACAGCAACCACAAAACAUUAGUAAUAGUAACUUAUCUGAGGAACAACAAUCCUCUUCGAGAAAAAGAUACUCGACCAACAGGAUACCGGUCAGAGGUUCGAUCGAAAACAACACAUCGAUGGAUCCACUCGUGUUAUGCUGCCAAAUCUGGCGAUGGCCAGAUCUCGUACCCUCGGAAGAACUCAAGAGGCUUCCUAUCUGCCAUUCGGCUAAGGAUCCUGUCUACGUCUGUUGCAAUCCCUAUCAUUGGAGUCGGCUCUGCAAACCCGAGUCGCCGCCACCCCCCUACUGCCUUAUCGCUGACAGGCUGAGACCAGAAGAUCGUGCGCCCAGCGAAGGGGAUCAACGUCGGUGCAAAAGCAACACGCCCUUACCACUUCCCGGCUCUCUUACCACCAACGGAGAAGGGGAGACUGACCAAAAGGAAUGGUGCACGUUAGCGUAUUGGGAACUUGGUGGUAGAGUUGGUCGUCUUUACCCCGUUGAACCGUUAACAGUUAACGUUUUCGAUUCAUUACAUGAUGGCAAUGGUCUAUGUUUGUCAACGUUAGCAGAAAAUCACGUAGCACCACCCUCGGUACUAAAAACCCGCAGUAAAAUUGGUCUCGGUAUCAUGCUGAGCCAAGAAGCCGACGGCGUGUGGGCGUACAACAGAUCGGAGAGUCCGAUCUUCGUGAACUCACCGACCUUAGACGAUCCGGAAUCGCGAACUCUGUUGGUCUACCGAGUGCCACCGGGCUUUUGCUUGAACAUAUUUGACCGAGCCAAAGUCUUACAACUUCCUUCUUCAUACAACGGACCAGGGUGCAAUUCGAGGAACAAUAACAAUGCAGCUUCCGGUUUUUCAUCGGGCCCUGUCGACAUUAACUCCGUCCGCAUCAGCUUCGCCAAAGGCUGGGGACCCAAAUACUCGAGACAGGAGGUUACCUCUUGUCCCUGUUGGCUCGAAGUUCUAUUAGCCCCGUGUAGGUGAUCCGCGAGUGAUCAUGCGAGGAUUAUUAUAAACUUCGCUACAUAUUAUUCUCAUUUUAAUUCAACCAACAAGUCAAAGUUUCUUCCUAUAUUCCUCGUACUCGCGAUAUUAUUAUUAUUAUCAUCAUCAUCAUCAUUAUUAUUAAUUGUUCAACCUGGUUGGAAGUCAUUCAAUUUCAACAUGUAAAAAACAAAUAACAACACCGAAAAACAAUCUUGUCCGACCUUGAAGAACAAUAGAUGAACUUCUUCUUCUUCUUUUUCUUUUGUUUUUUAUUUUUUUCUUUGAAAUUAGAGGAGAACGAGGAAUCGGUUGAAUAAUAGGACCGGGGGAGACAUCUUAUAAAUAAGAUCUGUAUUUCUAAAUAGAGAGAGAGAGAGAGAGAGACACCUCUCACAUUCGGUAAAAUUAAUUCAUUUGUUUUCUUACCGUUUAAUGAGGGGUGUUGUUAAAUGUGUACAUAUUAUAUAUUCUUAACGACGAUCAUUGUAAUUUGUAAAUACACUGUGCCUUCUCAUCUUCCUUCCUGGUGCACAAUAUAACAACCAAUAUUUAGGAAUGAGGAAAGAAUGCAGGCGCAGUAUAUUACUGCGUCUUCUCACCCGAGCUCGCGUUUUUUUUAGUUGUUGUUGUUGUUUUUUUUUUUUUUAUAUAUAUAUAUAUAUAUAACUAAA